Messenger RNA from Trichomonas vaginalis G3, 2904 nucleotides. RefSeq names its product protein kinase protein. The coding region runs from base 1 to 2904 and encodes 967 amino acids. Gene Ontology annotation, biological process: protein phosphorylation. The transcript has a single exon. Gene Ontology annotation, molecular function: protein kinase activity; ATP binding. Lineage: Eukaryota; Parabasalia; Trichomonadida; Trichomonadidae. The record is from RefSeq and is a predicted model, not a curated record.
AUGCUUGAUCUUGAUACCGACACUGAUGAACCAUUAAAUAACAUGGAUCCACUUACAACAUUGACAUUGGAGCUACCAAAAUUCGUAAUUGAUCCGAAGAAAAUCGAGAUUUUAGAUUCGAUCGGCGAAGGAGGAUUUGCUUCUGUCUACAAAGGCAUUGAUAGGCGAAACGGCAAUUUUGUUGCUAUAAAACAAGUCUUUGAAUCUCGUGUUUAUGUAGAUAACUUUCGAAGAUUUUCAAAUGAAAUCCGAACAAUGGCCCGCUGCCAUUGCUGCUGCCUAACAAAACUCAUUGGAUUUACCACCACAAAACCGUACUCAAUUAUUACCGAAUUUGAAGAAAAUUUAUCCCUUGAUUCACAGUUGACAAAUAAAAAGAAAGCUGAUAUAUUCACAGGCACUAGAUUAUCCAAAAUAGCAAUGGGUAUCGCUUUCGGUAUGCAACAUGUCCACAUGCUCGGUAUUUUGCACCGAGACUUGAAAUUAAGUAAUAUCCUACUUGAUAGGGACUACAAUCCUAAGCUAUGCGACUUUGGAAUUGCUCGAUUUUACAAAGAUGAUAUGGAAUUAACAAGAAAAAUCGGCACGCCAAUUUAUAUUGCCCCAAAAGUCUUCACAGACAAUCAUUAUACAAAAAAGGCCGAUGUUUACUCCUAUGCCAUACUUCUUUACGAGCUUUCGGAGAAAACACGCCCAUUCAAAAAGCCUGAAGGUUUAUCUGUGGCAGAAAUCAUCCAAAAGGUCGUUCAGGCAGGUCAGAGACCUCAAUUUACUGAUGUUACGCCAAUUCCAUUAAGAAAACUCAUAGAAUCUUGCUGGGAUGCGGAUCCAACAAAAAGACCAGAGUUUUCUUACAUUUACGAACAAUUUAAGUCAGGAAAAGUGGCAUUUCCUAAUACAAAAUCAAAAGAUAUCAAGGCUUACGCGGAAUAUCUUGAAAAUGACGCCAAAGAGAACCAACAAUUGAUUGAAGAAGAGCUAGAAAAGGCCAUACCGGAAGAAAUUGUUGACAGAGAGAUGGAAAAGAAGAGACAUAAAGAAAUGAAACAAAAUUCUCCAAAAUCAGAAGAAACAAAGCACAUUUCUCGUCGUAAAGGCAAUGGAGAGAUACAUGGAGCAUUGAUUGUCCCACAAUCUCCACCUUCUCCCUCUCAAAAGGCGAUUAAUUCACCAGAUUCUCGCAGUAGACAUUUCAUGGCCGGAAAUGUAAACGAUAACCCAUUUCUCAAUGACGUAAAUAUGCCAAUUAUGUCAAAAAUGGCCGCAAAACAAUUUAGGCCUUCAUCAAUCUCUCCAGCCCCUCAGAGUCCAAGAAUCGUACCGCCUACAAGCAAAAGACCAUCUGCACCAACACCAGAAGGCUUUGGUUCUUCAAUGGUCGAACAAUCUACUGAAAAUGAUGGAAUUCAAUCAACACAAAACCCUCCACGCUCUGGAAUGAGGAGAUCAACAUCCAACAUGAAAUUCGAAUCAGAUGAAGAUAUUUUGAGAGAAUUAUCUGAUGAAAAAUCUCAUUAUUUCAGAAAAGCUCUAAAUGAAGCGGUUGGAAUUACAGAUAUUGAAUUAUUUGAGAAGUUUGCGGUUGUUUUGGUCGCUCACGUUGCAAAACCAAUAAGUUCUACCAAAUUAAAGCUGAUUCUCCAAGAAAUCAGUGAUUUAAUGUCAAAAAGUGAUGAAUAUGUCCAACUAUUCAACAAACUAGGCCUAUACCAAGUACUUCCAUCGAAAUCCGACAGUUGUCUUCAAUAUAAUUUAAAUAUUAUCAAGGAAGUGUUCUCAAAUCAUCCUGAUUACCUCACAAAUGCACAUGUACAGGUACUUGGCAACCUACUCGAGAAAUCUCCUGAGAAAAUGUUGAAACUUUUUUCAUUUUAUGGGAAAAACUUUUCAAAAUUCAGUAAUCCAUGGGUAAUAUUAGAUAUAUUACUUACUAAGCAGCAGUAUGUCGUAAAUACAGAAUACGGAGCCGAUUUAGUUCGAAUUUUAUUUUAUUUGAUGCAAAACUAUCAACAAUACUCUGCCCAAAGAGGUUCCCACUCAAGAGCGACAUUCAUUAGUUGCUUAGAUUCAUCAAACAUCAAGACUUCUCAAGCUGCUUACAAAGCAUUGAUGAAUAUCGACCAAGACUUGAGUUAUAUCAACUUUUCGAUCAUCAUAAAGCAUUUGUACAACGAGGAUCUAUGGGAAUACGCCAUUUCUUUGAUGUUGAGGUCGAAUUUACUCCCCGCAAGUUACGAAUUGAUCAAAAUGCUGAUAGAAAAGGCCAAAACAUGCUCCUACGCAUGGAUUCUUCUGCUUAGAAUAGCAAGUAACCAUCAAGGAGCUGCAAUUUUCGCAAAUGAUAUCCAAAUUUGGCAAAAUUUGGCGAAAGAGAGUCCAAUGAACGCUUUUAAGCUUUUUGUUUUGGUAUUCACCAAUACAAACCUAAGAACAAAGAUCAGUUCUUCAUCAGAAUUCUCAAAUAUGAUGAAAUAUUUUACUGAUAGCGAUAACAACCAAAUUGUGUAUGCAAUACCAUCUAUAAUAACAAGAUCACAGAUAGACAUCGUUACUUUGAAGCGUUUGCAAGAAGUUGGCUUCAUUUCAAAAUUAAUCAAAUUUGCAAUCGCAAGACCAACUGAUGUUGACGCAAAUAAUACAUGUAUCAUGAUCUUGGACACAUUGGCCAGAGUUGGAUAUUGCAAAGAAUACAUUGACUAUUUUAAGUCAUUAGUUCAGUUACUUAAGGAACCAAAGCUUUACAACAGAGUUCUGACUGUGAUGGUGACUCUUUCUUUCCACUCUGAAUGCGCAAAGGCUUUGAUUUCCCUUGGAUUAGUUCCUUAUUUCACUUCUUUGAAAGAAUACGAGAAAUACCAAGCUUUGGCAAUUUCUUUCCUUAAAAAUGCCAGCCAAUACACUUAA